GUGUAAUUAAAAGAGGUUCACGACAAGAAGAAAAAAACAUCUAAUUACAAGAACAAGAGCAUAACAUGAAAGAGGAGUUUGUUCGAAGAGAUGCUGAGAGAUGUUUGUCUACUCUGCUGAAUUCCUCAAGCUCUCCUCUCUAACACUGCAACCUAAACUUUGAUUGACAACAAAGGCAAAACCUGUAACAUCGGUUACCAAUGAAUCCAUUUGAACUCUAUGAAUGUAUAUAAUAUGGGGAACAUAAUACACAGUAAGGAAUGGUUUACCAUUCUAGAUUUCACUGCUUUCUUUUGUUUCCUUGGGAUGAUUCAACAACCCUCUCACCAACAGUACUACUGGAUCCAGAGUUAGGUUCAUUCCCUAGAGCAAGUGAACCUGCAGGCAUCUCCUCUCCUGCUUUCUGCUUAUUUAUGUGACUCUCUCAUCUGCUGCAUUUAGGAAACUUCCCUUUGUCUUCAGUUCCCAUCUUCGAAGAAGCUGGCGAUUCUCGUCCUUCCAUAUGCUUUGCCGCCAACAUAUCAAGCGGCCUAUGAAAGAGAAAAUGAGCCACAGUUCUGUCUGUGGGAUUGAUCACUGUUUUUGUGUCUAGCAUCCCACCAUAUAUGUAAGAACAAAAAACGAAGAGUUAGCUCUGUAAACCACAAUACCACAUACUGAUCUUGAUGAUGAAAUUUGUCUAAAACGUAAUCACGUAACAAAUAAUUAUGACGGCACAUAAAAGAGCGUUAAUGCAUAUGCUUGCAGCUUCCAGAUGGUUCUUGCUGCGGAAAAUGAUUCAUUUUAGAAGAAGAGACGUGGGCUAAUGCAGAUAAAUCAUUUCUCCUAGCACACACCCAUCAAUCUUAGUUCUAUAUAAGCUAUGAAUUGUGUCAUAAAUUAACAAAACUAUAUGCAUGUUGCACCGAUCUAGGUACACAACAUUUAUAUACCAUAUUGAUUAGUAUGCAUCACCUAUAUCUGGAUUUUUCUUUAGGAAUAGCACUCCUGGUCAUCCUGGCUAGUCUUAUCACUAGUGUGAUGUCUCUGACCUGCGUUAUUAGCCAACCGGAAUAAGCUAUCUCGUAUACAAGUCUUUGUUCCUAUAUCUAACUGCAGGUCAAUAUAAAGUAGUUAAUCCCAACAUAAAGGUCACCUACAAGGCUACAAUAUAUUGUAGUAUUAUAGAGCUUCAUCUUUUUAUAACAUAACAACCAACCAACCAUUUGAGUACCUUUGCUACAACAUCUCGAAGCCGAUAAAAAACUGAGAAUUCUGAUGAAUUAUCAACAGCAGCAGAAAAGUUGCCAGAAUCACCUAGUUCGAGAGAUGAAUUAGGAUCAAAGGAAGGAAUUAACCCUUCAAGAUUAGCUUUUUCGACAAGUUGGAGUGGAUUAUCUUGACAACAGUUCUGAUAAUGUAUUGAUCUGCUAUAGGAACCUGAUGGCAAAAUUGCUGUUGUUGUCUCUGAAUGGCAAGCACUGCCUGCAUUUGCUGUCUGCGUCUAAGUUUUUCUAGUUUUUCAUGUGGCAUCAUUGUUGAAGGUCGUGCAGAGGCAUCUUUAUUAGACAUAUUUAGACUAAAUAAAAUUCUUUUAUUAUUGUAGUUUCCACUACAUCAGUUGGUAUCAGAAUCAGAUUUUAUGAUAAUCUACCAAAUAUUUAUCAUAUUCACCAAUCCGAGCAAUCAGUUUUAGUUUGUAUAACUGAAACUUGAAUCUCUCGUAAACAUAUCAUUUCCCAAAACCUGAACCAUAGUUAAAUUAAGAUUGCAAUGUAUUGCAUUAAAAUAAUGAAAUUUAAUAUUAUUCAAACAUAAUUUUAAAAAAAUCUAAUGUUUUGAAUUUUUUAUUUGAUAAAUAAUUUAAUUUCUUUCUGUUAUUUAAAAUUUUUAGGUUGUAACUUUUAAUAAUUUAGUCUAUUUUAGUAGAGUUCUUAUUUAAAAAUAAAAUAAGAUCUCAAAUUUUAUAGUUUCAGAUGAGUUUAAUUUAACAAAAAAAUCAUUUCAAAUACCUGAUUCAAUUAAAUUAUUUAAAAACUUUAAAAAUGACUUCAAAUUAUAAGUUCAAAAUGCCCCUUAGAUUCAUUUCUAUUUUUGGCAACCAUAUACAAGCAAUAAUUGAGUUAAUAAGUUAAAAAGAAGAAAAUAUAAUUUAAUGUGUAUUAAAAAAAUUAAAACACUUAGGGGGUUAUUGGAACAUGAAUUUUUGUGGAAUUUGAUUAUUCUAAUAGUUGAAAGAAUUUUUCAAGUUAACUAGAUUUACAUAUAUUUCAUUAAUUGUAUACAAAAUUUUAUUGAUUAUUAUUAAUUUUUAAAGUAAGAAAUUGAUAGUGUGGUAAGAGAAAGGGAAAGUGAAUUUUUUCAAUUAUUUUGUUCUCAGCAAAUUAUGGCAAGAGCCUAGAUUUCUGAGUUUUCAAGACUUUUGAUAAUGACAUUUUUUUUGUUACACAUCUCAAAUAGUUUUGUAGCUUUGUUUAUUUAUUAACAAAUAUAUAUUAUGCUAUUAGUGGUUGAUUAGUAGUUUAUGAUCUACCAAUUUUUAUUUUUUGUAAUUUAUUUUGUUUUAGAGUCAUACAUGUAAAAUUACAGAAAAAAACUGAAUUCGUGUUUAUCGAUUAUAUUAAAAUUUGUGAUUUGUAUUGUUUCAUUAUUUAAUUUUGUAUGUUUUUGUAUGUGAGUGUAUUUUAUUACAUAGAUUUCAAAAAUAUUAUGUAUAUAUAUGAUAUUUUCAAACUUGAACCUUAUGAGUAAAAACAAAGAAAUUUUAACAUCUCAAUAACAAUAUAUUUUAAUAAAAUUUUAAAAUCUUGAAAACUAAAAAAAUUCAAUAACAAAUUGAGUGGAACUUGAAAAUCGAAUCAGAUUUUUAAAAUUCAUAAACCAAUAACAACGAAAUCUAAAUCUAAUUUUUUUGAUAAUUUUUCUAUAAUUAUUUUACCAAUAACCCUUUUAAUGUUAUGCAUCAUUUUGUAGUCAUUUUAGAACAUUUUUAUCUCCUUAUGUAAUGGGGUUUCUACCCAAAAAGUAGUGGAUGGGCCCCAUCAAACAUAAACUACGGUUCCUUCUAUAUGCAAAAUAAAGCAUCAUUUUUCUUUGUUUCUUGUACUAUUUGCGGACUCUACUGACAUUUGACAGCCUUUUAUUUAUUUUAUUUUAUUUUUUUAAUUAGACAAAAAAAAAGAACUCCAAUGUUGGGUUUAAGGUUAAAGAUGCCCUUACAUGAUACAAAAUUUAUGUGUGUUUAGAAAAUGAAAUAUGAAUUUAGGGUAAAUUUAGUUUAAGUGUGCUAAAUUUGUUAGUAAAAAAGUGUGAUAAAAGUGGAAAGUGUUUAGUAUCUAUAAGCGUAAUUAUCUCUACCUAUGCGAUAUUGGUCGAUGGUCAAUAAAAAUCGAGGCAAAAGCGGCGUGGAGGCAUUACGUUACAUGCAGAAAGGCCACGUAAUGCGACUCUGUUCUGUUCUCACAUAGCAGCGAGAGAAGAACAGAGAAAAGACGAGAGAUGACGCCAGAGAGCUUGAUAGCGUCGGCGUCGAUCAACAUAGGACUCGCCAUCCUCGCACUCUGGCUCUUCUCCGUGCUUAAGAAGCAGCCACGCAACGCCGUCAUCUACUACGCUCGCCUCCUCUCCGAUCGCCACCGCGCUGAGCUUCCUCUCCACUCUUCCUUCUCCCUCCCUCGCUUCCUUCCUUCCGUCGCUUGGAUCCCACGAGCUUUCCGUGUCCCUGAGGACGACAUCCUCCGCCGCCAUGGCCUCGACGCUCUCGUCCUCAUGAGGCUCUUCAAAUUCGGAAUCAAAUUCUUCAUGUUGUGUUCGUUACUUGGAGUAGCACUGCUUCUUCCUGUUGAUUAUUACAGUGAGUCAGAUUUGCCUACGAGAAAGGAGUACUCGAUGGAUGCUUUCACUAUAUCAAAUAUCACUAGAGGUUCUAACAAGUUGUGGGUGCAUUUCUCAUGCUUGUGGUUCAUAUCAUUCUAUGCGUUGUUUUUGUUGUAUAAGGAAUACAAAGAGAUUCUUGUGAAAAGGCUUCAGCAAAUGAGAGAACUAAGUCAUCGUGCUGAUCAGUUCACUGUUCUUGUCCGGCAAGUUCCAGUCUGCCCUGAGCAUAACACUCGUAGCUGCGGUGUUGACCACUUCUUCUCUAAACAUCAUCCUUUCAGUUAUCAUUCACAUCAGAUGUUGUAUGAUGGGAGAGAUAUUGAAUACCUUUUGGGGAAGCAGAAGAAGCUUAAGAAAGAGCUAGAAGAAAAUAGAAACACAGAUGAACAUAAACAUAUAUCAAUUUCUGAAGAAAAGUUUCGAGAAUUUGCUCAUAAGGUUUCCCAACUUCAAAGUGAGGCUAUGCUCAGAGAGAAGGAGUUACCUGUUGCGUUUGUCACCUUCAAAUCACGAAGAAGUGCUGCACUGGUAGCUCAAACGCAGCAGCACUCAAACCCUCUAGAACUGAUCACUGAAAUGGCUCCUGAACCAAGAGAUGUGUCAUGGAGAAAUCUUGCUAUCCCUCAACAGAUAUUGCCUCUCAACAAAAUCGGAGUCAUCCUUGCAGCAGCGGCACUUACAAUUUUCUUUGCUAUUCCAGUCACAGCUGUCCAGGGAAUAGCAAAGUAUGAGAAGCUUAAGAAAUGGUUUCCUCCAGCCAUGGCUGUUGAAUUCAUACCAGGGCUCAGCUCGGUUGUGACGGGGUACCUCCCAAGCGCAAUACUCAAAGGUUUCAUGUACAUUGUCCCCUAUGCUAUGCUUGGAAUGGCUUAUCUCGGUGGUUCUAUCUCCAAGAGCAAAGAGGAGAUAAAAGCUUGCAAUAUGGUCUUUUAUUUUCUAAUGGGGAAUGUUUUCUUCUUGAGUGUCAUAUCUGGUUCAUUACUAGAUGAAAUUGGUGAAUACUUCACUCAUCCUAGAGACAUUCCUAGUCACCUUGCUGCUGCCGUUUCAGCCCAGGGAGAAUUUUUUAUGACAUACAUCUUAACUGAUGGGCUGUCUGGAUUCUCUUUGGAGAUUCUUCAACUGGGGCUGAUAACAUUUGAUAUCAUAAGAUCAUGCACUUAUGGAAGAGCAAAAGAGAACAACACUUAUCUCUUUUCGUUUCCAUAUUUUAGGGUUAUCCCCACAGUGUCCUUAUCGAUAUUGAUUGGUAUGAUAUAUGCUGUGGUAGCACCAUUGAUGCUCCCUUUCCUAGUUGGCUAUUUUUGCCUUGGAUACAUUGUCUACUUCAACCAGAUGGAAGAUGUGUACGAGAUGACAUAUGAUACUUGUGGUUGCUUCUGGCCAAUCAUUCAUCACUAUAUCUUUGUAUCAAUUAUACUUAUGCAAGUCACCAUGGUGGGCCUCUUUGGGCUAAAGUCAAAGCCAUCUGCAGCUAUAGCUACUGUACCUCUCAUAUUGAUCACUAUAGCUUACAACGAGUACUGCAAGAUCCGCUUCCUCCCAUCAUUUAAACAUUUCCCAAUACAGAAAGAAUCUAUGUUGUUGCUUGGUGUAGACGGCAGGUGAAAUAGAUGAAGUAGAUGAAAAGAACGGGGAGAUUGAAGCACAUUAUGUUGAUGCUGCAAAAGCUUAUAACCGGCAUCAACCUUGUUUAGAGCGUGUAAGCUUAGCGGAAUCACCAAGGAACUUGAACCAACCGUUGCUUGGGACAGACUCCAUUUGAAAAGCGAAAAGGUGAUGAAUUGGUUUGAAACUUUUGUCUUCUUAGUAUUAUAAAUAGAUGAUGGAUGGGAUGUUGUGGGGUUUUUAAGCUUAUCCACGUACGUCCUCAUGUGUUGCACUUAUAUAAUGGUUACAAGUACAUAGAGGGAUGAAGAAUGGUGAAUGUUAUUUUGUGAAUGGUUUAGAAUGAA
Molecule: messenger RNA, 5810 nt
Organism: Brassica rapa (field mustard)
Lineage: Eukaryota; Viridiplantae; Streptophyta; Magnoliopsida; Brassicales; Brassicaceae
Product: CSC1-like protein At3g54510
Cellular component (GO): plasma membrane
Molecular function (GO): calcium-activated cation channel activity
Source: RefSeq, a predicted model, not a curated record